AUGCCUUCCAACGACGGCGUACUAGCAGUUGCCCGCUCCUUUCGAGUCCUAGUCAUUGGUGGUUCCUAUGGAGGUCUCUCCGCCUCCCUGAACCUCUGGGAUCUUUCGCGCGGCCGUCUGCCUCGAUUCAACUAUGCCUACGAUGGCCCACCUCCAGCACACCGGAUUCCCAUUCAAACAACCAUCGUGGAUGAGCGCGAUGGAUAUUACCAUCUCAUUGGAUCCCCCAAGUCGCUGGCUUGUGAGAAGCUGGCCGCGGAGUCAUGGACUCGGUUCCAAGAUAUCCCGGCACUCAAAUCUCCGAACUUCAAAAUCAUCCAGGGCAGCGUGAGCAAGGUAGAUUGUACCACCAAGGUCGCCCAUAUUACGGACACCGCGACCAAGUCGACCAUUACCGAGCCCUAUGACUACCUCAUCGUUGCCUCCGGACUGCGACGAGCGUAUCCCACCGUUCCGAAAUCUCUGCGACGGGAUGAGUUCCUCGAGGAGGCCAGAAAACAUACUGACAGUGUGCGAAACGCCCAAGGUGUUGUGGUUGUUGGCGGCGGUGCAGUUGGAGUGGAGAUGGCGGCCGAGUUGAAGAUGCUCGAGCCACAGCAAAAAGUAACAUUAAUUCAUUCGCGAGAUCGGCUUCUCUCCUCCGAGCCACUGCCCGACGACUUCGCAGAGCAGGUGUAUUCCAUCCUGCAAGAAGGAGGUGUGGAAGUGAUAUUGGGACAGCGUGUGGUCGAUACUGUCGCGAUUGACGCCGAAGCUGAUCAGCGAACGUGGCGCUUGACGCUGGGCAAUGGCCGACAAAUCACAACAGGGCAUGUGCUGAGCGCCAUUUCGCGAUGCAUUCCCACAUCCACAUAUCUACCACAACACCUUCUAGAUGAAGCGGGUUAUGUGAAGGUGAAUUCAUCAUUGCAAUUUUCGGGCGACCUUCCGCAUGCCGAACAUCAUUAUGCCGUGGGAGAUCUCGCAGCCUGGCCCGGCAUCAAGCGCUGUGGAGGUGCGAUGCACAUGGGUCAUUAUGCGGCGUUGAAUAUCCAUCAACAGAUGCUGGCUGAAUGUAGUGGUGAAAAGCCCAACUUGAAGGCUCUCAAUGCCUUCCCAGCCGUGAUUGGCUUGGCCCUUGGAACGAAGGCUGUUUCCUACACACCGGAUGAGGGAACACGGCACGGCGAGGAGCUCUUGACUGCCUUGUUUGGAGAUGAUAUGGCCAAUAGUAGCUGUCGCAAUUAUUUGAAAUUGUCGGAAGCGUGCCAGGCGUAA
Molecule: messenger RNA, 1257 nt
Organism: Penicillium brasilianum
Lineage: Eukaryota; Fungi; Ascomycota; Eurotiomycetes; Eurotiales; Aspergillaceae
Source: the annotation of a GenBank genome assembly